Molecule: messenger RNA, 1674 nt
Organism: Acanthosepion pharaonis
Lineage: Eukaryota; Metazoa; Mollusca; Cephalopoda; Sepiida; Sepiidae
Source: the annotation of a GenBank genome assembly
AUGCAUUUCAAUAUAUUCAUAUCUAUCUAUCUAUCUAUCUAUCUAUCUAUCUAUCUAUCUAUCUAUAAAACUAAGUAUUUCAAUCUAUCUAUCUAUCUGUCUAUCUAUCUAUCUAUCUAUCUAUCUAUCUAUCUAUCUAUAAAAACUAAGUAUUUCAAUCUAUCUAUCUAUCUAUCUAUCUAUCUAUCUAUCUAUCUAUCUAUAAAACUAAGUAUUUCAAUCUAUCUAUCUAUCUAUUCUAUGUAUUUCAAUUUAUUCAUAUCUAUCUAUCUAUCUAUCUAUCUAUCUAUCUAUCUAUCUAUCUAUCUCUCUCUAUAUAUAUGCUCUUGCCUGAUCUCCCCAAGACGCACUACCCACGCCUUCCCCGACAACGACACCGCGGCUAAACUGAUGUCAAGAUGUCACAAGUAUGCUGAAAGUUGUGUGGCGACAUUAGGUCGCGAGCCAAAAGUCAGGAACAUGAAUGAAAGAAGAAAGGAAUGCACUGAUCGCGACAAGGAGAGAAUCGGCAGGUGCGAGCGUGCACAGUCUCGAGCGCUGGCACGCAUGCGUGAAAUGCAACUGAAUAGGAAAUGUAUCUGGAAUAAACGUACACUAUCUAUCAAUCGCAAUCUGCUCAUAUUUGCCUAUCUAUCUAUCUAUCUAUCUAUCUAUCUAUCUAUCUAUUACCAUCUCUCACCCUCUCUCUCUCGCUCUAUCUAUCUCAGAGUGUUCAUAUCUAUCUAUCUAUCUAUCUAUCUAUCUAUCUAUCUAUCUAUCUAUCUAUCUCGCUCUCUCUCUAGUUCUAUCACUCUCUCUCUCUCUCUCUCUCUAUCUAUCUAUCUACGUAUGUCUAUCUAUCUAUCUAUCUAUCUAUCUAUCUAUCUAUCUAUCUAUCCCAGUCUGUUUCUUUAUAUCUAUCUAUCUAUCUAUCUAUCUAUCUAUCUAUCUAUCUAUCUAUCUAUCUAUCUAUCUAUCCCAGUCUGUUUCUUUAUAUCUAUCUAUCUAUCUAUCUAUCUAUCUAUCUAUCUAUCUAUCUAUCUCUCACCCUCUCUCUCUCGCUCUAUCUAUCUCAGUAUGUUCAUAUCUAUCUAUCUAUCUAUCUAUCUAUCUAUCUAUCUAUCUCGCUCUCUCUCUAGAUGUAUCUAUCUAUCUAUCUCUCUCUCUAGUUCUAUCACUCUCUCUCUCUCUCUAUCUAUCUAUCUAUCUAUCUAUCUCGCUCUCUCUCUAGAUGUAUCUAUCUAUCUAUCUCUCUCUCUAGUUCUAUCACUCUCUCUCUCUCUAUCUAUCUAUCUAUCUACGUAUGUCUCUUGUCUCUAUUUAUCUCAGUAUGUUCUAUCUUUCUUGGUAUGUUCAUCUCUCUCUCUCUCUCUCUCUCUCUCUCUCUAUCUAUCUAUCUAUCUAUCUAUGUUUCUCGCUCUCUCUCGCCCCAUCUAUCUCUCUCUCUCAGUAUGCCUUAUCUAUCAUUUUAUGUUCAGAUCUAUCUAUCUAUCUAUCUAUCUAUCUGUCUUUCUUAGUCUGUCUGUGUGUCUUCGCCACAUUCCUCCCAGCGUCUGCAUUCGGUAUGUAGACGUGGGGUUUGUGGGGGAGGGGGAGGUGCACGGUUGUUUCUUCCUAGUCACAGAUCUACUUCUGUCGAAGUGUUUUUCUUUGUCAUAUUAUCCUUGUUACAUUCUCUGUUACAUGAUCACUUGA